AUGAGAGAUGAAAGUGAGUCACCAAAUUUGCCUCAGCCGAAGGAAGAUAAUGAAGAUGUUAUUGCAAGGAUGAAACGAUUAUUUCUUGUCGACCGAAGCGAAGAAUCAGCAGUGGAAACAUUAGAAAAGUUAUUAGCCUUGCAAAUACAAAGCAUUGAUAUAGCGCAUUCAAAUGUUAUUGUUCUAUGGAAAGAAUGGGGAAACAAAUUAAAUGAAUUAUUCUGCAGUUACUCUAAUAGAUCACAUUGUUCUCAAGGAGUAAGUGAAAAGUCUUUGGAAUACUACACUUUUGUACGGUAUAGAGUGUUACCAACAACUUUUUGUUCUCUGUGUACAUUAUGUCGCACUUUGUCUCCAGAAGAGAAUUUGCGUUACAUAGAUAUUUAUUUCUUAGCAGGUGAGCCGGUUUUGAUCAGAAAUAUCGUACGUUGUAAGAAGCACGCACAGAGGUCUCUAGAAAAGGAGCUACAAACUUUGCAAUGA
Messenger RNA from Enterobius vermicularis (human pinworm), 483 nucleotides. Lineage: Eukaryota; Metazoa; Nematoda; Chromadorea; Rhabditida; Oxyuridae. The record is from the annotation of a GenBank genome assembly.